GCUUACCAAUGUUUAUGUCCUCGCCUCACAAAUAUUAAUGUGCGUCUUCCUUCUAUAAUUCGUUGAGUAAUUUAGAAACUGUCUGGGACGCAGGGUGAUGUAAAUCAAUUUAAGCUUUAGCGGCAGCUGUGCUCGCCUACGUGCAGAGUGAGUGAUAGGGGUUAUUUGAGGACUUUUGCCGGCGACACAGAAUCCACUCGGUAUAUUUGCCGGGCUGGGAAAGAAUCUUACUUGCCACUUAUUCCAUGUGAAAAUUAGAUACCCAUGUCACCGGCAAAAUAAUUAUAGUAAUGCGGAUGAGACCUGGUUCCCCCAUGGGGACGAUCUAUAUCACUUUGCCUCCAUUACAGUGUAGGCUUUCAACUACCGCGACAUGCAGUAUGUAUAGGAAUAUAUUAGUUCUAGUCAGAUUGGGCGGGCAGAGAGAUAAGUGGCUACACAUGAGAUUUCACGACUCUUUGAGUGCAGAACCGCACUUAUAAGAGCUAACCGGGCACCGGGCUUUGAGAUCUGCUUCGUUUGGUUCGCCUACUUCUGCACGUCUCUGCUGCCAAGGCAAAUCACUCGCCGACAUGAAGUCGUUCUCCAUCGCACUCGCGCUCGCUGCGCCAGUCCAUGCUGGUCUGCGCUUUGGAUGCUCAUCGUUGACCACCCAGCGUCUUGACCCUGUUGUCGAGCCUGGUAAUAACCCUUCGGCCCAUGUUCACCACAUCGUAGGCGGAAACGCCUUCAACGCCACGAUGACGGGCGAUGUUGGCGCGAGGGCCACCUGCACCACCUGUGAGAUGUCCGAGGACUUCUCAAACUACUGGACUGCUGUGUUAUACUUCAAGCACCCGACCAACGGCAGCUAUCACCGAGUUCCGGUGACCAACAAUGCUGCUCUGGCACCUGGUACUAAGGGUGGUAUGACUAUCUACUAUACACCGUACGACUUCUCUACCGACAACUUGAGGAACCAGCCCAUCACGGCUUUCCCGCCGGGUUUCCGCAUGACGGUUGGCAGCCCGACAACCGACUCCCUCGAGCAGGCUAAGGGUCACAUUGGUCUACGAUACAACUGCCUGCAGACCACCCUCAACAGAGGUCCGGAGAUGGUGGACUUCCCCGACAGGCCCUGCCCGGGCGGUAUCUUCGCUGUCCACCACUUCCCAGCAUGCUGGGAUGGCAAGAACCUUGACAGCCCCGACCACCAGUCUCACAUGUACAACACCAUCAAGUAUGACGGCUUCACGAAUGCUCCGCCGUGUCCGGCAUCGCACCCCGUCCGGAUGCCCCAAGUAACUUACGAGACCGUCUGGGACACCACCAAGUUCAACAGCAUGUGGCCUUCAGGAACUCCUAACCCAUUCGUGUGGAGUUUCGAAGGAAGCAGUGGAUACGGCACUCACGCUGACUACAUGUUCGGCUGGAAAGGCGACUCGUUGCAGCGCGCCAUGAACAAGUCCGAAUGCUUCUAUGAUGGCUGCGGUUCCAUCACGAAGCAAACCAUGGCGGUGGCCAACCAGUGCACCGUCCCUGACAUGGUCGGCGAGGAAACCGACGGAUGGCUCGACCACCUUCCGGGUAUGAAGAUGUAAGAGGAGUAUACCGAUAAAGAUUUCAUAGGAAGCAGCGGCGACUCUCCGUGGUUCAAAGUAGAGGCUCGUUCGUUUCGUCUUAUAAAUCCAUUGGGUCAUGGCCAGCCUUGGUCGAGAGAGCCCAUAGUUAUUUAGAACCGGCGCCCCGCGUCAUAUGACCUGCAACACUCUUUUGAUACA
This is a messenger RNA of Daldinia vernicosa, 1760 nucleotides long. RefSeq lists its product as uncharacterized. NCBI's taxonomy places the organism in Eukaryota, Fungi, Ascomycota, Sordariomycetes, Xylariales, Hypoxylaceae. The coding region runs from base 573 to 1580 and encodes 335 amino acids. The record is from RefSeq and is a predicted model, not a curated record. The transcript is spliced from 4 exons.